AUGCCUGGGGUGAAGGAAGGUUUGUGCUGUUUCUGGAAGUUUCCUUUCUGUCACUCUCCUAAAAAGUAUAAAAAAUCUGGUAGCAAAUCUGGCCCUACCAAGUUACGUAAACGUAGCCGCAGGUAUACAGAUGGCACAUUUGUAAGUGAAACAGAAGAAAACACAGCUGAUCAGACUGAAGGACAUGAUCUGUCACAAGUGGAAGUCGCAAGCUCCAAAAAAAUUGUAACUUUUGACAUGAACAAAACAGUUGUUGAGACAGUCAGUAAGCCAGUGGAUGAAUCUAGUGAAGCUGAUGGACAGAAAAAAAUUAUUAAAAAUGCUGGAGUUUUUGAAAGUAAGUAUGGGAGAGCCGUUUCACAUCCUGUCGACCCUGAGGAGACGAGGCUAACACGCUCCUAUAUUGGUGGACAUCAGGAGGAUCUGAUGAAUUUCCGGUCUAUACCCAGUGCAUCAUUCAGACGAAGCCAAAGGAUUAGCCACAAGCGAAGCGUUAUUAACUCUCUCUAUGGGGUCAAUCCUAAUUGCAAGUUUGGACCUAAAGGAUAUAUUUUAACCUCACCAGCCGAUUCUUCAAAUAUCCCUGAUCCCAGCAACCAAAAGCUCAUGUGGCUGAAAACUCCCCUGACUGUACUGAUAAUUCGGAAACACCAGGACGACUCAGUUCUGGCUCCAUUUAGAGAUUUAGUUAUCUGGUUAAUGGAGGAGAAAAACAUGAUUGUGCAUGUGGAGAAGAUGGUGCUGGAGGAGCCGUUCCUUCAGAUGGACGAGAAGUUUCAACUGGUGAAGGACAGGCUCCGGGUGUUUAAGGAAGGUGUGGAUGACCUAACAGACAAAGUGGACUUCAUUAUAUGUCUGGGCGGUGACGGAACCUUGCUGUAUGUGUCCUCAUUAUUUCAAAGUAGUGUCCCACCAGUCAUGGCAUUCAACAUGGGAUCCCUAGGGUUCCUGACCCCGUUCCAGUUCUAUGAGGAUUUCAAAGGCGAAGUGUCAAGGGUCAUGGAAGGUGCAGCAUCUCUGCUGCUACGAUUUCGACUGAAGUGUGUGGUCAUAACCCACGACAAGGUGUCUGCGGGCUGCAUUCCUCACGUGAAACAUAUACAUAAAGAACAUUAUUCUCUGAAGGCACAUAAAAUGGUUCUGAAUGAAAUCGUCAUUGACAGGGGUCCAUCUUCAUAUCUCAGUAACCUUGACCUUUACAUUGAAGGCAGACAUGUGACUACAGUUCAAGGAGAUGGUUUAAUCAUUUCAACCCCAACAGGAAGUACCGCCUACGCUGUGGCAGCCGGAGCAUCCAUGAUCCAUCCCAGUGUCCCUUGCAUACUCGUGACCCCAAUUUGCCCUCAUUCAUUAUCAUUUCGGCCUGUGGUUGUUCCAGCUGGUGUCGAAAUCAGGGUUGUGUUGAAUCCAGGCUCCAGAGGUACAGGGAUGGUGUCCUUUGACGGACGGGACAGGGUGGAGAUUCAACAGGGAGACAGUUUGAGAGUAACCACGUCCAUGUACCCAGUGCCUUCUAUAUGCGCCGCGGAUCAGAUUGCCGACUGGUUUGACGGCCUGUCUGUCUGCCUCAACUGGAACCUCCGCCUGUCCCAGCGACCCUUGAAGAGCUCCGGCAGUUUGACCUCAAUCGAUUCCUUCGACUCUGACG
Candidula unifasciata is the source of this 1648-nucleotide messenger RNA. Lineage: Eukaryota; Metazoa; Mollusca; Gastropoda; Stylommatophora; Geomitridae. The record is from the annotation of a GenBank genome assembly.